Messenger RNA from Mizuhopecten yessoensis (Yesso scallop), 298 nucleotides. Its product is annotated as protein canopy homolog 4-like. The transcript has 2 exons. NCBI's taxonomy places the organism in Eukaryota, Metazoa, Mollusca, Bivalvia, Pectinida, Pectinidae. The record is from RefSeq and is a predicted model, not a curated record. The annotation marks the transcript as partial.
UAUUUAUAUAAAUACUGGUAGUCACUCUGAUGGAUCUUCUUAUUUCAGGGAGUUGAGAUUGAUAGAAGCCCUCCAAGAGCCUCAUAUAUGUGAAAAAAUCCUGAAGUAUAAAGUCCACAAGGAAAAGAAGGGAUCACUGAGAUUUAACAAAAAGGAAAGUGAAACUAUGGAAACCCUGCAUGGUUUAGUGAACAAGGGAGUGAAGGUAGACCUGGGCAUUCCUAUGGAGAUGUGGGACACACCCUCUGCUGAGGUUACUGACAUGCAAAGGAAGGUCAGUUAAAAAACGCCAGAUGAA